AGAACGCCUUUCCCUUCCGAAAGACAAGACUCCGACCCCUAAGAUGGCCGCGAUCGCUUCCGGCUCCUCCCCCCGCCGCCGGCCCUGCCCAACGUGAGCCUUGGCCCGGAAGUGGAAGUAGUAACUGAGGUCAGGGGGCGGUGCUGCUGCUUAGAGACGGCGGGAGCCCCUUCGCCAUGGCUGCCGGACCGAUCUCCGAACGGAAUCAGGAUGCCACGGUGUACGUGGGCGGUCUGGACGAGAAAGUGAGUGAGCCGCUGCUGUGGGAGCUCUUUCUCCAGGCAGGGCCAGUGGUCAACACCCACAUGCCAAAGGACAGAGUCACUGGCCAGCACCAGGGCUAUGGCUUUGUUGAAUUCCUGAGCGAGGAAGAUGCCGACUAUGCCAUUAAGAUUAUGAACAUGAUCAAACUCUAUGGAAAGCCAAUACGGGUGAACAAGGCCUCAGCUCACAACAAAAACCUGGAUGUGGGAGCCAACAUUUUCAUCGGAAAUCUGGACCCAGAAAUUGAUGAAAAGCUGCUUUACGAUACUUUCAGCGCCUUUGGAGUCAUCCUACAGACCCCCAAGAUCAUGCGGGACCCUGACACAGGCAACUCCAAGGGCUACGCCUUCAUUAAUUUUGCUUCCUUCGAUGCUUCGGAUGCAGCAAUUGAGGCCAUGAAUGGGCAGUACCUGUGUAACCGUCCUAUCACUGUGUCUUAUGCCUUCAAGAAGGACUCUAAGGGUGAACGCCAUGGCUCAGCAGCUGAACGACUCCUGGCAGCCCAGAACCCGCUGUCCCAGGCUGACCGCCCUCACCAGCUGUUUGCCGAUGCGCCCCCUCCGCCCUCUGCCCCCAAUCCCGUGGUUUCAUCCCUGGGUUCUGGGCUUCCUCCACCAGGCAUGCCGCCUCCUGGCUCUUUCCCACCUCCAGUGCCACCUCCUGGGGCCCUCCCUCCUGGGAUUACCCCAGCCAUGCCCCCACCACCUAUGCCACCUGGGGCUGGAGGACAUGGUCCUCCAGCAGCAGGGACUCCAGGGGCUGGACAUCCUGGUCACGGACAUUCACAUCCUCACCCAUUCCCACCAGGUGGGAUGCCCCAUCCAGGGAUGUCCCAGAUGCAGCUGGCCCACCAUGGCCCCCAUGGCCUAGGACACCCCCAUGCUGGGCCUCCCGGCUCUGGGGGGCAGCCACCACCUCGGCCACCUCCUGGAAUGCCUCAUCCUGGACCUCCUCCAAUGGGCAUGCCCCCCCGGGGGCCUCCUUUUGGAUCUCCCAUGGGUCACCCAGGUCCCAUGCCUCCACACGGCAUGCGUGGGCCUCCUCCAUUGAUGCCCCCUCAUGGAUACACAGGUCCUCCAAGACCCCCUCCCUAUGGCUACCAGCGGGGGCCCCUCCCACCACCCAGACCCACUCCACGGCCCCCAGUUCCACCUCGUGGUCCGCUUCGGGGCCCACUUCCUCAGUAAAUUGCCAUCCUUUGUCUCCUUUUAUCCUCCCUGUAUCUUCAUUUCUUGGACCAAUCAGAGAUGCUGUAGCUUGUCAAGGCUAAUGUACUGACCCUUCUCAGUAACUCUGUCCCCAUUCCAAUGUCAUGUUUUCCACUGGGGAUUUUUCUUCAUUUUUAUUUUAAAAUGUUGGUCCUAAUUUCUUUACAUGUGUAUAGAAAAAUAAAACUAUGCUUCUUGUUU
Messenger RNA from Mus caroli (Ryukyu mouse), 1673 nucleotides. It is a transcript of the gene Sf3b4, whose product is annotated as splicing factor 3b subunit 4. NCBI's taxonomy places the organism in Eukaryota, Metazoa, Chordata, Mammalia, Rodentia, Muridae. The record is from RefSeq and is a predicted model, not a curated record. Gene Ontology annotation, cellular component: precatalytic spliceosome; nucleolus; U2 snRNP. Gene Ontology annotation, molecular function: RNA binding. Gene Ontology annotation, biological process: positive regulation of mRNA splicing, via spliceosome.